AUGGUCAGACGGAACGUGCCAAUCGUGUCCUUGAAGAGAUACUUCGAGGAUACGUACACUCCUAUAAAAAGGAGAGAGAGUUUUUGGGGGGAGGAGUUUGCCAUCAACAACUCGGUGCAUGCGUCCACGACACAUACACCGUUUUACGUGAAUGGCUUGCGCCAUCCGCGUGUACCCACCUUACUAGAGUGUAACUCUGGUUUAAGGGGGGGAGGGACUCGCGCGAGCAAAAACCGAUUUGGUUCACGCUCAUCACGCUCUGACGAAGAAGUCAUUGCGUUUGAUGCCGAUAUCGAUAACAUCAAUAUCGAAGAAGAUGAUGCCAGUGAGAGUGCGGAAGCCCUCACUGAAGACAAUGAUCCCAGUGAGAGUGCGGAAGCCCUCACUGAAGAAAAGGUUGUUGUCGCUGCAGUGCGCUCACAGCACACUGAAGCUAACGAGUCAUCAGAUGAGUUCAUACUGGCUCGUGAAACGGUAGUCCGUUUUGUGCAAGACUCCAUCGCCGAAGCGGUGGAUAAGCAAAAAGCAAAACGCUGA
Molecule: messenger RNA, 537 nt
Organism: Peronospora matthiolae
Lineage: Eukaryota; Oomycota; Peronosporomycetes; Peronosporales; Peronosporaceae
Source: the annotation of a GenBank genome assembly